This is a messenger RNA of Penicillium brevicompactum, 3819 nucleotides long. RefSeq lists its product as uncharacterized. The record is from RefSeq and is a predicted model, not a curated record. The transcript has 2 exons. NCBI's taxonomy places the organism in Eukaryota, Fungi, Ascomycota, Eurotiomycetes, Eurotiales, Aspergillaceae. Gene Ontology annotation, molecular function: ATP hydrolysis activity; protein binding. The coding region runs from base 1 to 3819 and encodes 1272 amino acids.
AUGGCCCACUCUUGCGCGGAUCUUGGCGCCGUUUCAGACAUUGGGGACGGUAGCUACUUCGGCUCUCUCUCUCUCACUCCUUUCGCUCCGGCAUCUUUGAUUCUUGGUGCAACACUUCAUCUGGUGAAUGUGACACGACAGAUGAUCGAGGCAUAUAGCACCAUCGGCAACAUUCUCGAGCAAAUUGCCGACAUAAUGGAUCGCUUGAAGAUUCACAAUGAGGCGCAAGUCAUGAGGGCAGAAUUGAGAGAUUACGUUCAACAAAUGAUGGGCGUCAUUGUUGAGGUACUUGGCCUCGCAAGUAAAUGCAUCGGAGAUCAGAAAGGAAAAGUACGGGCAAAAGAGUUCUUUCAGCGGGCUCUGCUGGGCAAAAAAGCUCCCGUUGAAGAGAAGAUGAUGGUGCUCAGAGGGCUUGCCGAAAAGGAAGUUCCUUUAGUUUUAGCCUUGGCCAAUAGUGGCAUUGAGGGAAUCAAGACUUCCAUGAGCCAGGAACGUCUACAGAUUCGCAUGGAGAAAAUUCUCCAGCUAGAGCUGUGGACCGCAAUGAAACAGCAUCAUGAGAAUAUCAAAGGUUCAACCAGAGAUGGCAUGAGCACAGACUGGAUUAUCGAUGAGCCCAAGGUUCAGCGGUGGAUGGAAGUCCAGCAGCCAAAUACGAAGAGUGCUAUGAUAUGGAUCAAAGGGGAGCGUGGAACGGGCAAAUCAUAUGCCGCUUCUCAUCUUAUUCGCGCACUCCUCAAAGAAAAUCGGAGCAUCACCACUUACUUCUAUGUCCAAGGCCAUGAGAAAAGACAAGAUCUCGCUUCGUCAAUCUUUACCUGCAUUGCAUUGCAGCUCGUGGAGAAGAGCAAAGGCUUCAGAGAGAUAGCCAAUGAAGCUUUCGUUGACCCAGGUGUUGAUUGGAACCCAGAGACCAUCUGGAAAAAGUUAUUUGUGUCAUUUUUGAGGAAGGAUCGAAGAUGGCGAACUUUCAUUGUUAUCGACGGCCUUGACGCGGCCGAUCCCACGGAACAGGACCUUCUUUUGUCCAAAUUGAAGUCACUUCAAGAGUCCACCUUCAAAGGGAGGUAUCUAUUCCAUGUUGCCAUAUUCGCUAGGCCAAGUCUGUCGUUAAACCACGACAUCUGGACCACAAAAAACAGUAUCUUCCAGGUCCCCGAGGAAAAGAUUCGAAGCAAUGUGGCCAAGUUUAUUGAAACCAAACUCUCAGCUCUGGCGAGGUUCAGCAGCUUGACAACGGAGGACCGAGACCUGAAAGUCAAUCAACUAUCAACUGAGAUCAGGGCAGACUUUGCAUUGGCUGGCUUGGUAGUCACCCAAGCCCAGGUCUAUCGCAACUCUGAACGCGACCUGAUGGGAUUCUUGGAUCGUCCGAUUUCUCCAGACAUUCGCCACCACGUCCGAGACAUUUUAUCCCAAGUGGAUUCAGCAAUCUAUCACAAGCGAAACUGGAUCUCUACCUUACAAUGGAUAGCUUGUGCAUGUCGAAUGCUAACAGUCAACGAGGUGCUUUUCCUGCGCCACGUCGAUCUUAACAGCGAUGCUCUCUCAUUGCCUGAAAGACUAUCAUCAAAAGACCUUAAGAGUGAGAACCAAAGCAUUUUGAUCUUCACCUCUCAAGCUUCCAGUUCACAGUCCAACUUAAGCUUGGUUGAGCUCAAAAGUGGCAUGUUUCGUGAUUAUCUGGUGCAGGAAGAUAACGAUGUGCUGAGAGAUCCGAACGACCCUUAUUCAAUCCAGAAAAGCAAAGCACAUGCAACAAUCGCCGGAGUCUGUUUGCGCAGACUUACCUUAGAGCAAGAAAAAAGCAGCCGUUUUUCCAAAAAAGACAUCAUGCAAUACGCAGCAGACCAUGUCAUCGACCAUUUGCGCACUGUGAGAAAUGGCGGAAUCUUGGGGCCUGGUGAGAACAUGCAGUUGGCAAACCAGAUUCGAAAACUUCUCAACCACCCUGCUUUCAUUCAACGAUGGUAUGACUCUGUCUCCAAGCAAAGACGGAUGGACAUCAUCAAAUUGCUACUCCACGAUGACGAAAUUCUGGAGCGAAUCAAUAAUUGGUGUCCCAACUUAUCACUUUCUGCGCAUGAUUUGUACGCGCCAUUUGCCCAGCUGUGUAACAGAGCAUGGAUGCAGGGCUCAGAUAUGGAUACACAGUUUUGUCUGUUAUUUCUGCAAAACUACGACUCUUUGGAACUGCCCAUCGAAAAGCGUGCAAAUGAUAAACCAAUUGAAAUCUCUGAGCUAAAAGGAGAACAGAUCCUUCAUCUAGCCGAGAAAGCUUCCGAGGAGAAUAGUGAGAUGGCACAAAGUUCUGACUGGCAGCUUCGCAUUGGAGAUACUUUGAUGAAAGCAAACCAUUUGAAAGACGCUCGAGUACAAUACGAGCGAGUUGAGAAAGCUUCCAACAACUACAUAGCGAAAUAUAGACUGGCAUUGUUUUUUGCGGAAGAAGGCAAUAUUGAAAAGGCCGUCCAGAAAGCGGAGGAGGCUCUUUCAUGUGCACCUGAAGCAAAUGCAAUGGACCAAAGCAACAUCUAUGCGAGUUUGCACGGCUGGCAGAGCGGGCGUGGUAAAACAUCGGAUGCACUCGACGCUGCGAGACAGGCCCAUGAACUCGAUCCGAAAAAUCUCGAAAAAUUGGAAAUGUAUUUUUUGGCUCUUGGGAGGGCGAAGAAAUGGAAGUUGAUUUUGACGCUUUGCGAGAAGUUCAACUCUUCGGAGUCCACAUCGACUGACCUGACGCGCUUGUUGCUGGGCUGGGAAGAAGGGCACGACAUCCUUACCCGAGCGGUUUCAGCCAACAAAGAGUACCGCGGUCUGGCUGAAGAUAUAUUCAAAUCAUUGGUCGAUGACGCGAAACAAGAAGGCGACAGUAUGGGAGCAGUGUGGGAGGAGUAUCAGCGUGGUCUCUUCUACUACCGCCUAGCGAAAAGCGAGAAUGAGCAUUUGCGGAUUUGGGAACAGCUUCCCUCUCAUGUCGACAGCCACACAACAGAGACAGAGAUGUACGCUCAACAGCUUCAGUGUCGAGCUUUGUCGGGUGCCUACUACAGGCUUGCAGUGAAUUCAAAUUCCAAGCAGGACAUCAAGCACUGGGUCUCCAAGCUCGAAUCCUUGGCGGGAGUGCCUAGUGGAACAUCUACCCCCGAAAGCAACAUGGAGGACAGGGCACAGGCAGCCGUGGUUCUUGGUCGUUGGAGGCGUAAGAACGAAGGCGUGAAAUCGAGGGAAUUGAAAUUACUUUUUCAAUCACGAAUCUGUCAAGGAAUUCAAAUCCUCGAGGACGACGAUCCACUGAACGAUUCGGACGGAUAUGCAAUUCUCGCUCAAUCCCUUCUCUGGUCAGGGAAUACGAACGACGCACUGAGAGUUUUUGCUGCUGGCAUGCUUCCCCUUGCGACAAGUUUGCAAUGGACCAAGGAGCCAAAGAAUGCACGGGAUCGCAGCAUCCGGGUAACGAUCAAGGCGAUGAAGCUGCCUUUCAAAUGCCAUGGCAAGCUGAGAUGUGAGCCAGACAAAUGGCUCGCGUUCUACGUCUGCAGAGACUGCCCUGACAAGUCAUUUUGUGUGACUUGUCUGACUGGAGGCUCAACCCGAGCUUGUGACGAGUCUCACCAUAUGCUUGAGGUCUUUUUGAGGGGGCGGGAAAUUGGCAAGCCCAUGGCGAAGUUUGAAGGGAGUGUACUCGAGGUUGAUAAGUGGUUGGGAAAUUUGAAAAAGAGUUGGGAUAUCACGGAUGAGACUAAGGCUGCUCGUUCACUUUCCGAUCCUCCGAUAAUCUCGAGGAGAAGAAAGACAAUGAGAAUCACGGUUGGCUAA